Messenger RNA from Pungitius pungitius (ninespine stickleback), 2526 nucleotides. RefSeq names its product carbonic anhydrase-related protein 10-like. NCBI's taxonomy places the organism in Eukaryota, Metazoa, Chordata, Actinopteri, Perciformes, Gasterosteidae. Gene Ontology annotation, molecular function: carbonate dehydratase activity; zinc ion binding. The coding region runs from base 424 to 1410 and encodes 328 amino acids. The transcript has 9 exons. The record is from RefSeq and is a predicted model, not a curated record.
GUGGAUUUAGCUCAUUUUCUAUAUCAGAUUAGACUUAAUGAAGUUAUUAAAACUGACUGUCUGACUGUCUAGUUUUAUUAACAGUCCUUUCUUUGUUUCUGUUGAAGCAUGACUUCAUUGCUCUGUGUGAUUUUAAGCAUAAUAAUCCUCCCUGGUGUUUCGUCUCUUACCUCACUUGGACAGGAGGCUGUCCUCUUACAGUACCUUGGAUAUGGUGCUGCGAGCAUCCAUCCUCACCCCACCAGUAUAGAAGAAGUAGAGGCUCCCUGCACAGAACGACAGCUGGAAAGCCUCGGCGGUGGACACGUACAGAGACAGAUGUGUGAUCUCUUGUGAGACCAUCUGGCGUGGACGGAGGGAGAGGGGAAGCAUGUCCGAAGUUGCUUUUUCAGCUGCAGGAUAUGAGCAUGACAUGGAGGAAUAAUGCAUCUCGGUUGGGAUUUAUCUGUGCUCCUGCAAACAUUUAUAAUCUGCGCAUCAUCAGCCCAGCCUCUUACAGCUAAGCUCGAUGCAGGUUGGUGGGCGUACAAGGACGUUGUCCACGGCAGCUUUGUUCCAGUCCCAUCUUUCUGGGGUCUGGUUCACUCAGCCUGGAACUUGUGUGCAAUAGGGAGGAGGCAGUCGCCCAUCGACAUUGAGACCAGUCACUUGAUCUUUGACCCCUACCUGACCCCUCUGAGGCUCAACACAGCAGGACGGAAGAUGGGGUGUACCAUGUACAAUACAGGCAGGCAUGUCUCCCUGCGACCUGACAAAGCCCACCUGGUGAACAUCUCGGGGGGCCCACUGGGUUACAGCUACCGGCUGGAGGAGGUCCGCCUCCAUUUUGGGAGCGAGGAUUCCCAGGGUUCAGAGCACCUCCUCAAUGGUCAGGGCUUCACUGGAGAGGUCCAACUGAUUCAUUAUAACCAGGAUCUAUACACCAACUACACUGAGGCAGCUAAGAGCCCCCAUGGCAUUGCUGUGGUCUCCAUCUUCAUAAAGCUCUCGGAAAAUUCCAAUGCGUUCCUCAACCGCAUGCUGAAUAGAGACACCAUCACCAGAAUCAACUACAAACAUGAUGCGUUCCUAUUACUGGGUCUGAACAUAGCCGACCUUUACCCUGAUACCACGCGUUACAUCACCUACGAAGGCUCUAUCACCAUCCCGCCAUGCUAUGAAACUUCCACGUGGAUACUCAUCAAUAAGCCUGUCUACGUGACACAGAUGCAGAUGCACUCCCUGCGUCUCCUCAGCCAGAACGAGCCCUACAAGAUCUUCCUAAGCAUGAGCGACAACACCCGGCCUCCCCAGCCUCUACUGCAGCGCUGCAUACGCACCAAUAUCAACUUCAAGAAGCCAGGGCGAGACUGUCCCAACAACCGCAUCCUCCGCCCGCAGUACAGAGUAAAUCAGUGGCUCCUGAAAUAGAAGAUUGAAUGGACCGAAGAGCUGGGCUAACUGUUCGACUAGAGCGGAAUGGGACAAAGAAAUGUAAAAAAAACUGUGCUAAAGGCAGCCAAACUAAACGGAUCGCAGCUCAACUGACCGGACUUCAAACCAUCCUCUGUGCUGGCUUACCACGCCUCUGCAGAGCAAAGCCAACUGGUAGGCCAGCCGGUGGGCGUACGGACCUGACUGAGUCAAAGGUGUGAAAAAAGGCCAUGUCAAUAUCUAAUUAUGGUUACAUGGUUUGGGUACAGAUUAUCCGCUUAUGUGAAGAAUAAGAACAGAAUGCUUGACAGACGUAGCAACAGUCAUUAGGGGGGAUGGGGCUUAGUUAGGUCAAGAGUUACUUCUUCUUCUGAGUUUUUAUCUACGGUGGAAAUGCACUUAUUGUAAGUCGCUUUGGAUAAAGGCGUCAGCUAAAUAACAUGUAAUGUAAAGAAUUAUGUGAUUAGAUGUAACCGGAAUAAAGCAAGGUUAAUAUUGAAGUUAGCCAGCAGAAGCAAGGUGUCCAUGGUCUAAUGUGCUUAAAGAAUAAUAAUUACUCUAAAUCAGUGUUUCUCAACUGGUGGGACCGACAGAAAAAAAAAAAAAGUAAUCCUGUGCUUUUAUUUUGAAGGGACAGCGGAGUGUCAGGUUUUUUUUCGGCUCGCCCAUCCAUGUUUUCAGGCACCGCGACCGCUAGCACCCCCCCUGUUGACCGGACGAUUUGGGUCGCGGCUUGUCAUUGAGGGGUGAUGGGUAGGUCCCGGAGCCAGACAAGUUGAGAACCACUGCUCUAAAUGCUUUCGUGGGAAUUCUGUAAUGAUGAUUUAAAUGUUUCAUCAUGAACUAAAUUACAUUUCAUGGCCAUUCAUUCACAUCUAUUCAAAACAUUCAUGGAAUUUGACUGUCUAAGGUACUGCAAGAGGCUGUUUUGAUACACAGUCGUACCUUCAUCCAUUACACCACCAUUAUAGGUCUGGCACACAGCGGAUUAGCGGAUUUUACCUUUACAUUCUGAAAUAAAGUGUUCCUAACAUUGUGUUCUCUGAUUAUGUUUCACUAUAAACAACCAAUCAGUUGUUACUAGAGAUGAGCGAGUACAGCAUUAUCUGUAUC